Dermacentor silvarum is the source of this 657-nucleotide messenger RNA. RefSeq lists its product as uncharacterized. The transcript is spliced from 3 exons. Bases 11 to 490 code for a protein of 159 amino acids. The record is from RefSeq and is a predicted model, not a curated record. NCBI's taxonomy places the organism in Eukaryota, Metazoa, Arthropoda, Arachnida, Ixodida, Ixodidae.
UUCUCUGAUCAUGCCAUCGCUAAACAAGGUGGGAGGGGGUGAAGGCAAGAGUGAAUGUGAGGAUGGGAUGCGGACACCACCCACUUUGGUAACCAUGAAAGAAAGAAGAUCAUCUAAGGACAAACAAUUGACACACUUGCUCUUGGAUGUUCCUCUGGAGGACGUACUCGGCAGCACCCGUCUUGCUGACCAGGCAGGGCCGCACGACGCCGCGUGCCAGCGCGUCUCGCAGCAGCUCGGCACUGUCCAAAGCGGAGGGGACCGGCGGGCUGCGCAGGCGCGAGAUGAGACGCGACUGCACCGCUGUGAGCACAGCCACGAUAGACAGCAGCCACACCGAAAGGACCAGGCGCGCCGCACACCUGCACACCAGGCCGCAGCAUCCGUGCACUGUGCCUUGUUCAAAACGGCGGUCGCCGAUGACGACGGACGCUUUCUAACGACGCCGAGCACAACGGCAAAUGCUCCGGCGGAUCCUGAUGCCUGGUGACUAGAAGAUCGUCCCGCCAACCGAGAGGCUGGCCAAAGCACAGUGCCACCAGUCUCACCGCGAAGGACAGAGCGUGUUGUCUACUGGAGUGCAUCUAUCGACAGUACUCAUCCUUGGCUGUGCCUUUUUUUAUGUGAAUCCACUCUUGCUCGGGCCCGAGUAUGGCC